Messenger RNA from Bipolaris maydis ATCC 48331, 201 nucleotides. Lineage: Eukaryota; Fungi; Ascomycota; Dothideomycetes; Pleosporales; Pleosporaceae. The record is from RefSeq and is a predicted model, not a curated record.
AUGGCCUCGCUAAGCAGUUGGGAGAAGCACGAUAUUCUGCGCUGUGAGCGAUUUCUGAAAAGAAUUGAAGGCUGGGCUGACCCCACCUGGGGUUUUUAUGUCUAUGGCACCUACACACGCCCACAAACGCAAAAGGAUCUAGACAAGGGGAAUGAUGAGGCCAAACCCCAGGAGAUAUCGGUAGACAGCGAACACUUCUAG